Molecule: messenger RNA, 1708 nt
Organism: Brassica napus (rape)
Lineage: Eukaryota; Viridiplantae; Streptophyta; Magnoliopsida; Brassicales; Brassicaceae
Exons: 1
Coding region: 365-583 (72 amino acids)
Source: RefSeq, a predicted model, not a curated record
UUGUUUUUUUUUUUAGCAAAAAGCCCAUGUGGACUUGGACAAACCGUGUCUAAGUGAAUUUUCUAUUCCAAAUAGCCUACUGUUUGGUUCAAAACAUUGAAAACCAAUUCUUUUUAAGUAAAGUCAAAAGUCAAAGUUCAUAUAUGCGUGGUGUGUGUAUGCAUAAACAUAACAUACCGAGACGAAACUUGCACAAGUCAAACAACGACGUCUCAAGAACCCUAUAUAUAAGAGUCAUCAUCGCAUUUAUUAUACACAUACAAACCAAGAAAAGACCCUAACCAAUAUCAAAAAGCUCUUUCUUGUUUUUUGUUUUGUUUUUUUUUUUUUUGAUUUUUCAUUCAAAGAGAAGAAAAAUCUAAGUAUGAUGAGGAGACAAUUAGUGCUUGUAAUAAUCUUAGUUGUCAUUUUCGUUGUUGUCUUGGACGUUACGCAAGUUGAAGCCACAAGGUCUUUCCCGAUGGCCGUCGAUGAGAUCAGUCUGCUAUUGCAGGUGCUGCAAAGAGGUCCGGUUAGAGGCUCGGGUAGGAACGGUUGCACCCAUAUCCCUCGCGGCGGUUCAGGUAGGUGCCGCCACGGCUAAAGCUGUCACGCGAAACUUCUUCAUCAUUCUUUGAUUCUUUUCUUUUUGCAACAUUUGUAUGUUACGUACAUAGUUACAUAUACGUAGUUAUACAGUAGCUUUAGAUUUGGUCUCAUAUCAAUUGAAUUGUAAUCAACGGUAAUUUGAUUAAUACAAACAUGUUUUUUACCGCUAGUCACUAAGUUGGUAAAGAAAAUAGCAUUUUCCGAAACAAAUGGAAUAAUAAAAAGUUUCCUUUUUUGUUUGUUUUAAAAAGAAGCUUUAUUGGACUUUUCAGCUUGAAAAGGUAGACGAUACAGUGAAAUAAUUCAAGUAUUUUGACUUUUAUAAUUUUACCACAAAACAAUCACAUAACACACAAUGACACAAACAUACGCUUUAUAUACAGCGUCUGAAGGAAAAGCUGUUCUCACGGCAGUGUACUCCCACUUACACCGUUCGUGGCUGGAGGUUUUUCCUUCCGACGUCUCUUCUUGAUGAAGACGUUACAAAAAGUCAGGCCUUGACGGCAACUACAAUAAGCUCAUUUAAGUUUCCUGCUUCACAGUAACAUAUGAAUCUGAUAUGUUUUGUCUGGAAAUUUACGCACACAAGAUACCGCGAUUUCAUAACGUUCCUGUGACAUCAGAACCUGCAUUAGUGCCAUAGCACAAGGGUCUUUAAAGAUCUCAAGGAUAUAGUCACCCAAAUGAUUUACCUAUAGACCAUUGGUGCUAGUAGUUAAUUAUUUGGUUUUGAAAGGUAACAAUAUUGGGGUUCUUUGUUUUGAUGCGACAAGAGAGAAGAAGUCUUUGUUCUGUAUCAGAUAUGCUCUUCAGGCGGUCCUGUAUGCAGUCUGGCGUGAGAGAAACAAGGUAAAGCAUGGUGGAAAGCUAAUGCCGUUACAGAUUCUACAGAAACUGGUUGAUAAAGGGAUUAGGAACAAGAUCAGUGUAUUGAGAAUGAGGGGAGUAAGAGAUAUGGAGUUGCUGAUGCAGUUUUGGUUCCAAACUAGAUUAUAAUAGCUUUAACUAUUUUGAAAUGUUGGUUAAAUCUUUAGUAUAGCUCCUAGAGUAUAAAGGAUGCACUUGGUUGUAUACAGGCUUUUUUGAUGAAUAAAUUUAACAUUCAUUCAAAAAAAAAAAA